UUCAUUAACCAUUUUGUUGUUGGUAACUGUAAGUGCAUAUAAUUCCGAGCUCUUCAAAUAUCGCAAGAUUGUUGUCUAAUAUAAUUAUAUAUGGAUAAUCACACAAAUAUUUAUGUAGGCAGAAUAUACAUAUUCAAUGUUUUUAUGUCUGAAUCAAAAUAUGUGCAAAUAAUAACAAACGUCAAAAAGUCUGCAUCAAAAAGGUGGCAUCACUAAAAUAUGUAGAGAAACUGAAUUUUUAUAAACAAAUGUGUGCUAUUUCUUAGAUUUUGGGGAAUUAAAACGUUUGAUAUGAAUAUUGAAGAAAAUCGUUUGCGCUCUUUUCAUGGCUGGCCUUCUCAUAUGCCAGUGAUGGAAUUAGCUCAUAAUGGUUUCUAUUCGAAGAUGUCAACGAGUGGGUUUUACGUUGAAUGCAAUUGGUGUCACAGUGAUAUGGAUUGCCACAAUAUCCGUUCAACAGAGGUAGAAGAAAUCCAUAGAUUAUUAGACCCACAUUGCGACUUUUUGUGUAAUUAUGAAAGUUGCAAUAACGUGUCAAUUGAAGGCGCUGCUGGUCAGAGUCGAAGUAAUUCAAAUUGUUCAAAUACUGUUACGUCAGAACAGUAUUCAGAUACAGCACAACGUCCAGAUUUAUUAAUAGAAGCUAAUCGUUUAGCUACGUUUACGAAUUGGCCUAAUCCAAACAUUUCUCCGGAAUCUUUGGCAAAGGCAGGGUUUUUCUACCUGAACCGGUCUGAUGAGGUUAAAUGUGCUUGGUGCAAAGGAGUCAUUGCUAGGUGGGAAAAGCAAGAUAAUGCCUUUCAGGAGCAUAAACGAUUUUUUCCCAAUUGUCCCAGAGUUCAGUUGGGUCCAUUAAUAGAAAUGACCAACGAUGGCAUACGAGAUCUAGGAAUUCAACAAAUUUCACCGCCUAAAAUGCCUAAGUUUUCGUCAUUGGAUACACGUUUACGCACAUAUACAAACUGGCCAAUUAGAGAUGUGCAGAAACCUGAGUCCUUAGCACAAGCUGGUCUUUACUAUCAAAAUGUAGAUGAUCAAGUACGUUGCUUUCACUGUAAUAUUGGCUUAAGAUCAUGGCAAAAAGAGGAUGAUCCUUGGUUUGAGCACGCCAAAUGGUAUCCACAAUGUCAGUUUGUUAAAUUAGUAAAAGGAGUAAAUUAUGUCCAAAGUGUUCAAAAUAUUACGAAGCAAACCUCACAAUUGCAACAUCAAGCAAGUUCUUCUGUUAUGAGUAUUGAUGAAGCAAUGAAAACGUCGCCUGUGUUGCAAGCAUUACAAAUGGGUAUUGAUAUUGUAUCUAUUCGAAAUGCCACUCAGAAACAUCUUACACUGACUGGUAGACCCUUCGACCUUGUUGAAGAUCUGGUAAAAGUUAUUUUCGAUGAAAGAAAGUACGAAGACUCAAGCGAACAUGAUGAAAACGAAGGAGCUGGAGCAUCGAUCGUGAAAGAAGUUUCACGCAUUAUAAACAGCAUAUUUGGGGAUGUAGAUAACUCAGGAGCUUCGAGUUCUGCAGAAACUAAUAUAUGUCAAUUGCCCAUGUCUUCUGGUACUACAACGGCAAAUGCAAAUAUAAUCUCUAAUGUCUCAAGUGCAGAUACUUCCAAUGACGUAAAAACUGAAGACACUUCCAAUAACGAUUGUAAAAAUAAUAUUGCAACGGUAUCAGACACCGUAACAUGUAAUAGCAUGUCACUUGAAGAAGAAAAUCGAAAACUAAAAGACGCACGUUUAUGUAAAGUUUGCCUAGAUGACGAAGUUGGUGUUGUAUUUUUACCAUGUGGUCAUUUGGUUACUUGCGUUCAAUGUGCACCAAGUGUAAAUCAUUGCCCAAUGUGCCGUACUGAAAUAAAAGGCUUUGUUCGAACUUUUCUCUCCUUUAACUGUGAUCAAUGGGCUAAUGAUAGUAUUAAUUGUCCGAUAUAUAUUGAAGACAUUAUGGAAUCCGAAGAUUGCACUUGUACGGCUUUAUCCAUAGAGAAUGGAAAGUUAGGACAUUUCUCAGAAAAUGUUGCGCCUGGUUUUAGUCGCAACAGGAGUACAUAUAGCAGCUUACCGAUUCACAUCAAUCAUCGCAGAAAGGACAUUGAUGUUGAAACAAGUAAAGAAUACAGAGAAACUCAAAAACAAAAGCAUUCACUUAAUGAAGAACUUUCGUUACAUGACUAUUUAGUUGAUUUAAAUAACGAUCAUACUUUCGGCUUGUCAACAAGUCUUUCGACAGAAUCUUUAAAGAAUGCUUGCAGCUAUUCUGAUGAAGAAAGCGACAAGAACUUUAAUAUAAGUCAAAAUAUUUCGCCAAAAACAUUAACCCACGAAUCACAUACCCAACUAUGUUUCAGUAAUGAUACUGAAACUCAAGAACACGAAAUAUUUCCUGUCAAUUUUGUAGAGCAUCAGGAUAAAACAGAAACAACAAGUACUAUAUUAGACUGUCUCUUAGAUCUGGAUAACUAUUUGGAUGAACUGGAUAAUGAAAGUUUAGUCAAUUUUGAUAAUGAAAACUUUCAAGCAAAAAGUUCUGUGCUACAACGUUUGAAUAGUCGUAGAAGUACUCUGCCUCUAAAAUGGAAAAAAGAUUUAUAUGUGGAUGAAAAAAAUAAAGAAUCAAACUCUCGAUUUAGUCGUCUAAAUAAAUUGAGAAAGACGUUGAGUUGCAAUAUCGGUACUAAUGAGUCAGGUUACUCACUAUUUUCUAACAGUUCUGUAGCUGCCCACUCUGAUUUGGAAAUUUUUAUCGAUAAGUCGUCACAAUCAGACUGUAAUUCGCAUUCAUCAACAACAUUCAAUGAUAAUGAAAGCCAAAAAGUUAAAAAUAAUAUGUCAUAUUAUAAUAAUAGAGCUGAUCUUAAAGAUUUAAAAGUAAAUUUAACUGCAAAAAAUGACCUGAGACGUUGUUUCUCCCAAAACUGCUUACAAGACAAUACUCUGUAUAUAAAUCCAAAUGAAAUGCUUACGGAAGAUAAUAUAUUUCAAAACUUGUUAGCUCAACAAGAACGUAGUAGUACGUUUGAAAAUCGCCCUAGACAGAUAGGUAGACGUGGUGAAGGCCAACCAUGCAUUCUACCAAUGAGGUCAGACUCACUUGAUAAUAUUAAUAUGACCACAUAUAUCAGUUGUAAUCAACGACCGUUAAGUGCACCUACACCAUCUAACGUUUCAAACUUUUCUGAAAAUACACAAAUAUAUAAUGUCGAUAACGCUGGAGUCUUUGUUGGAUCUGACGAGAGUUCUCUUCCAUCAACAUCACAUAACGAAAGUCAUGUUUCUCUCGCUUCAAGUUCUGAUUGUAGUUUUAUAGAAGUAUCUGCAAAUCCUGACAUAGUCGGUAAUCUUGCUAUAAAUGAAAGUAUAGGAAGUGGUACUGCAGAAACUCAAACUGAAAAUCAUUCGACCUUGCCCGGAGAUUGUAAUAACGAAUGGCCGCAUGGAGUUAGUAGAGCCUUAGCUCUAACAUCUUGUACAUUAGGAUUAUUCAACAUUUGUCGAUUUGCUGGUCUCACAAUUAACUAUGGAGGAAAUUUUUUAAUUCAAUUUUUUCUUCUUUCAAUAAUAUUUGGAAUCCCUUUAUUAUGGCUUCAAAUGUGUUUAGGAUCUAAAAUACGUUGCGGACCAAUUUCGAUGUGGAAAAUAAGUCCAAUAUGCAAAGGAAUUGGUGUUACUGUAGUUUUAAUUCAAUGUGUAAUUGCUAUAUACUCAUCUGUGGUAAUAGCUUGGACUUUAGUUUAUGUUCGAGACUCAUUUCUGGGAAAUGAGAAUUCGUCGUAUCCUUGGGAGAAUGCAAUAAAUAUAAAUAGAAAUAAAUUAUCAGUGUCAAAUAAUCUCACUGAGUCCGUGGCUGAUUAUUUUAAUAUAAUAGUUUUAGGGCGCUUCAAACAUUUUCGGGAUUUGGACAGUACUGAUACAAAGUUUCACCUUAAUGAUCGCUUGGUUACUUUUCUAACUUUAUUGUGGAUCGCCGUAAUUUUAGUCCUUUGUAAAGGUUUUAAAUCUCUUGGAUAUGCAAUAUUUGGACUUAUUCUAGUGCCGUUUUUAGGUCUAAUAGUUUUAACUUGCAAAAUUAUAUUUUUAAUCAAUCCAUCAAAAAUUCAGAACAUAUUAUCUCUUAACGACCUUGACGAUUUCUUAGUCAAUUCGAAAGCGUGGACCGCAGCGGCGCAAGAAGUUUUUUUAACAUGGGGACUAUUUGGAGCAUCAGUCAUUGCUUUUUCGAGCAGAAAUAAUAAAAACAAUACCAAAACAUCACUCCGUACAGAUGCUAUAGUCACGGUGCUGUUAACUUUAUUAGGGCUUUCGAUUGCGGCACUGCUGGGACUAUGUACUAUCCAAGUUUUGAAUCAAUAUUCAUAUGUGUAUGUGCCAGGAUCAUUUGAGCAUCCAGAAAUUUAUACAGCUGUUUAUUCGAUUGAUGUUAAUUUAAAUACAAACGUUUUGUCUUAUCCUUCCAAAUGGAUUCCGCAUUGCUCUGGUUUUAUAGGAGAAGCAUAUCGCAAAAUUACAAUUGGACAACGUGAAAGUGGGUAUCAAGUACUACGUUUCAUAACGGAACUCUUUCCAGCCGUAGUAGCAUUGAAAAAAGCAACAAUGUUUUGGUUUUGGAGUUUUGCUGCUUUCACAACGUUCUUUCUGUUUGGACUUGUGCAAUUAUGUGCUGUAUGGAAACCUAUAUCAUUAGCCUUAGGAAAUACAACCACUUCUGUUAUAUUGAGUUGCAUAGUGGGUUUAUUACUUACUUUACCAUUUACAAGUGAAUUUGGUAUUCAUGCUCUUUAUUAUUUUGAUUUACUGUUGGGAGGCUCUUGGAUUUUGCCAAUCUUAUGGGCUAUCGAAAUUUUUGGUGUGUUUUUAAUAAGAGGACGACCAUAUAACGGAGAUGAUCUUGUAAAUGAUUUAAAAAUGUCACAGUCAGUUUCUGCAUUCUUAGCUUUAUCGUGGAACGUAUUGCUACCAAUCGGCCUAAUCGCACUAUCAGUUAUUGAUUACAAAGUAUCAAUGUCGAAUGAGUUUUACUAUUGGCGGGGCAAAUCAUAUUUCAGUUUUUGGGUAAGGAAAGUUGGGAGUCUAGUACAAGUAGGACUUUUACUUUUAACGCCAUUAAUUGCUAUUUGUCAAAUAUGCAGAUACUUAACUAAAGGUCCACCAGAUAUUCUUGAUAGAAUUCAGUUAUUAUAUCGUCCAGAUGAAAAUCUUACGCAUAGAAGAUUUGUGAGCAGCAAUAGCGGUCAUGUUGAAAAUGGAUGUUAUAAUACAAGAACUAAUGUUGACUUAUCAGUUAACCGUAUACAGGAUGAUGCACCCCCAAAAUAUACACCACCACCCUCUUAUACUACCGCAACAGGUGCUCGGUUGGCAAAGUAUUUACGUCGAAGUAUAAGACGUAGCGUACGACGGUAA
Molecule: messenger RNA, 5394 nt
Organism: Teleopsis dalmanni
Lineage: Eukaryota; Metazoa; Arthropoda; Insecta; Diptera; Diopsidae
Exons: 12
Coding region: 292-5394 (1700 amino acids)
Biological process (GO): negative regulation of apoptotic process; positive regulation of protein ubiquitination; regulation of cell cycle
Cellular component (GO): nucleus; membrane; cytoplasm
Molecular function (GO): cysteine-type endopeptidase inhibitor activity involved in apoptotic process; ubiquitin protein ligase activity
Source: RefSeq, a predicted model, not a curated record